AUGACACUUUUGCGAAAAGCCGGGUUGCUUCUUUUCUUCGAACCCGCCGAGGUGUUCGGCGCAGACGUGAAGAGCACCAAUAUCAAGUUUCAUGAGGGCCUCCCGCGCGAGGAGAAAUGGAAGUCCAAUGGCCACAUGGGCAUCACGCUGUGGAUGACCGGCCUUUCGGGCAGUGGCAAGAGCACGAUUAGCGUUGCUCUGGAGCGUGCCUUGGUAGAGAUGCAGCCCAAGAGCUACUUCGUGUACCGCCUGGAUGGCGACAACUUGCGGUUCGGGCUCAACAGGGAUCUGGGCUUCAGCCCUUCCGACCGGAAGGAGAAUGUCCGACGUGUCUCCGAGGUGUCCAGGCUCUUCGCGGAAGCUGGGGCCAUUGUGAUCGCGGGCCUGAUCUCGCCUUAUGCUGCAGAUCGCGAGUAUGCGCGCGAGGUCCACAAGAAUGCGUCUCUGCCCUUUAUGGAGGUCUUCGUAGACGCGCCUCUGGCGGCCGUGGAGAGCCGCGAUCCGAAGGGCCUCUACAAGAAGGCCCGGGAGGGCAAGAUCAAGGGCUUCACCGGCAUCGACGCCCCCUACGAGAAGCCUGUCAACGCGGAGGUGCAUGUGCGAACUGACCAGCUGACUGUCGUUCAGUGUGUGAACGUGAUCUUGAAGAAGCUCGACGAGUUCGGCAUCCAUUUGCAGCAGACCUUCAGGCAGCUGGAUGAGUCGACAGGUGAGUGCGCGGCCGUGCAGGAGAAGUAG
Molecule: messenger RNA, 738 nt
Organism: Symbiodinium necroappetens
Lineage: Eukaryota; Dinophyceae; Suessiales; Symbiodiniaceae
Source: the annotation of a GenBank genome assembly